CGCUAUCCGACAAAUCACGCGAUCUAAGCGUUUGAAAACCACCAGAAGCAAAAUUUCACAAAAAAACUACUGCAAGCGGAGCCAGUACUCUGUGAUUAAUGUGUUCAGUAGAAAUAUAAUCUCCAUACAAGCGUUUAGAUGUGACGGAAACUAAUGAUAGCGCAGAGCAAAAGGUUAGUGUUUCGAAACUGAAAGUGUGAGCUAACCGAACUCCCUCCUUGAAAUUGUCUGCGUCAUUUGGCAAUGAAAUCCGCUUGAAUAUGAGAUUUCAUUUUAGGCCACAAAUGAAAAAACCUUUAUCUCAAUUUCUUUCUAUUCUGAUGAUUGCUGAGACAUCGCAGUCUGACUGAGCUAAAUUAACGCAUGUUGCAGGGAGCUGAUUACCAGCUGAAAUCGAUCUGCUUACAUGACCGCAAAAGAAUUGCAAGUGGGCCUCCGAGUGAGAGCUCCAAGUCAACCUUUGGAGGUAAGAGUUUGUGGAUUUUAUUCCAUACAUAUUGAGUUGAGUUUCAGUUUAAGCACGUUCUUUCUGUUUAUUACAUCUUGUAUUAAUCACAUUAAUACGACCUCAAGUGAAUCUACGCCGCGCUAGCAAGCGUUUUGCCCUCCCAAUUUUCUUUCGGAAGGUAGGGGUCGGCUGCUUACAGGCGAAAUUAAGCAUGAAACUUCAAAAAUACGUUCUUAAGGGUGAAGGAAAUCGCUCAUACAGUCGAACGAUCGGUUAAAUUUUACCGAGUUUGUCGAAAUCAUUCGACUAAAAUCGGGUCAUGUAGUUGUGCAACGACUAAAAUCUAAGUCUUGACAAAGUCCCAGCUAAUACGCGACAGAUCGCUUAUAAGCACGACUCGAUCAGAAACUAACAUAGCAUUAAGAUUCAGAUCACCCAGGAGUGCUAACCAAUUCGGUAUUUAAUGUUUGUGAAAAAAUCUCUGAGGUAAUUUUUAGCUUAUGUCAAGUUAACGAGUCUCAUUCUUAGCUUCGUGUGAAUUGUGCUUCGAUAAUUUGUUUAUCUGCUGCCACGUCGUUCUCGCGAGUCUCUACCCACAUAAUAGAUGGCAAUCGAAUUGUGGAAUAAGUUAUUAUAGGAGUGUAAACAUUUUAUUUCCAAUGUAAAAGGAGAGUUGUCGUGAGGACAUAGAACUUACCGUUGAUCGUGAUAAGCUGAAAACGAUAAGCUGGAAACCACUCCGCUUCACGUCGUGGUUUCCUACGCUUAUCUCGUGUUCUCCCAACCUCCCGCGUAUUUACAUCAGGCUAUGUAAACACGGAAACCAUUUUACAUUUCUUCGUGAUCAUAUAGAUUGUUUUGGUGGGAUUCUGAAUCCAAAGAAAUUCUUUUUUUCCCGGAUGCGAUCAACCUUUAACUUCUCAUUACAUUAUUUCAAUAUUUGAAUACAUUGUAAAACACGCUGGUGAUUGGAAUUAGGAGGCUAUCAGCCAAAGGGCCCGGAAUGCUGCCCAAAAUUCCCCUAAUUUGUAUGCAUGGAAAGUGUCUGACCGGCUAGAAGGGAGAAGUUUUACUCGGAUCUCUGUAAGAAAAGGCUCAUUUGAUUUUCACACUACGUAAUAUAUAUCUUCACGAUCACAGCCAUAUGUCACGCUUUUUUAAUGUCACGCAAAAGUAGAUUUGAGAAGCAGUUGGAAGCAAUUUCAAAGAGUAAUCAGUGUUCCAGAGGUAUUUAAAACUAAUUUAAUGUAAUACCCUUGCUAGCAUCGAGAUGUAACGAACAUUUUUGGAAGUGUAGAUAAAAAGUUGAGAUAUUAAAAUCGAACAUCAAACUUACUAAAAAUUUUGUCUGGGUCAGUUGGUUUUGAAAUCGGAUAUCUUAUUCAUUCUACCAGUGCUGAUUCAGGGAGACUAACGAACAAGCAGCAACCAAAUUUCUUGGUUAAAGAGUCAUUUACCUUUGCUCAAUUAACGAUCCAGUAUUUCUUCAUGGCCACCGCUGCAGCACCUUCGUUCCAUUCGACAAAAGAGACAACCAACUACGCUCGCUUAUGCAGGCUUCUGGUGGGUGUCAGUGCCCAUAUCUUGAGAGAGACAUUUGACAAAAGGCGUCCGCCAGGAAACCUGGAUACAGUUUUGUCUUGUCCUUCGAUUCAUCGAUUGCUAAAAUUACUCCGAAUUAAAAAAGUACUCAACCCUUCACAAUGGGACAAACUGUACCCCGCCAUCAAGUCUUCAGUUUCUUCAAGAAAUUUCGAUAUCACUCUACUGAUGGUCCUGCUAAGGAACAUUUGUGGUCUUGCUCCUCCGGUUACCGGCUGGGAUACACUUCCUCUCGCUACAGACACAACCCUUGAGGCAGAUUUCGCUCGUAUCAAGUGCUACAGAAACACAGUUUAUGGUCAUGCCAGCGAGGCCUCAGUUGAUGACGUAACAUUCAAUCAAUACUGGCAGGACAUCCAAGAUGCAUUGGUGAGACUGGGAGGAGCUGGUUACCAAAGUGCUAUUAAUGAUCUGAAAAAGGAAUGCAUGGACCCUGAUAUCGAAGAACACUACAAAGAGCUUCUUAAACAGUGGGUAGUAGAUGAAGUCAGCAUCAAAGAAAGACUGGAUGAAAUUGGUAAAAGCCUGGAUAAAUUAAAGGAAGCAAUCGUUAAUCCUAAAAAGAGAGCAGGAGACAAAGGUAUUGUGUCUUAGCGGUAAAGUCUGUGCAACGGCCUUUUGAUCAUUCUUGAGAAGAGAAACUUGAAGAGGAAGAUUGAAGGGCCUCUCAUCACAGGGUAUUAAGCAAUUUAACAAUCAAUUCAUUUUAGUACCAUAUGAAAUGCCUACCUUCAAAAAUAGCUCAAACUCGGAGAAAUAUCUUCCACUGGAACUGACCCUUUCCUCCCCACCCAAAAUUUGAAAAAGACUAGGUGUUGUCUUUUCCAUGCUUUUUCGGGCGAUGAAAGAGUUAUUUUUUAUUUUUGUUUUUGUUCCUCAUGCGAAAAAUAAAGAGAAUUCAUAGCUGAAAUAGGUUCCCUACAAAGAUUAUUUGCACCAAAAAACUGCCGUAAGUCUUACAGUAUUUACCUGGUCGAGUUCGUUGAAAGAAAGAGACGGAAAAAAAGCUAAAAUUUUAAAUGAACUGUAGACGAAAGGACGCAUUCUCUCCCCUAAGUGUACUUAGGCCUUACUUAAUCUCUAGCGUAAACACAAAACAAAUAUGUGUUUUCUGAGUCAAAAUUAGUUCCUCCCAUGCCGCAAAUUCCUGGAUCCGAAAUGGGUCGGUUAGUGUUGGUAAUCACAUGGUUUCGAGUACAAUUUAGGAUAAAACAGCACGAGUAAAUAUUUGAAAUGCGAACAAAUUACGCGAACCUGUAGGGCGAGUGCAGUUUGUAGUUUUUGGAAAAUUCACAAAUGCUGAUUUAUACCGAAUUGCACGGGGGGAAAUCAUGCGAUUACUUGUUAAUAAUAUACUAGCAGAAAUAUGACUCUGUUUUUUUUUUCGUGUCAUGGCUCACUGGUUCGGCCGCUUGCCUUUGCUUUGUGCUGAAGUAGUCGCGCUUUUCCCCAUGAAUUUGGUUCGAGCUUUUCAACUCACCGUCACGAACAAUCGGGUUUUUGUACUCUUUGUUUAUUAGGUAUCGGUCGACAGCAAUAAUCAGUACACCUAAGACAUCACACUCGUUAUCCUCCCCGUCUUUCUUACAAACUAUUGCGUAAAAUGCCUCGUGAAGUUUGUUUAGCGCCUCCGAUUCAUAUUUUUCAAUGCCCAAAACUUCCAAACUUUUGGCCAGUCGUUUUUGCUUUGUUUUGCAUUUUUAUAUUUGGCAUUCUUCCAUCAAAAACUGAAUUAAAAAGGUUAUUACCUUCUCGCAGCCUCUUCGCCACUUUGUUUUGUUACACUUUCGUGACUCUCCAAGUUAUCAAAUUACUUUCAUCUAUCUACAGUCAAUUUAAACUUUUUGUCCUCAAUCUUAACUUUGUACACUGUUUGGAGUUAAUUGACGUGUUCUCAGCCAAUGAGCGUUCUGAAAUGUUUGCAUGUAUAUUAUUAAAAAUGAAAUAAUUUAACAUUUACACCAACUCCUUGCUACGCUUUUCUAAUUUCUCGGUCAGAAUUUGAUGUCAAUUAAUAACGAAGGGACUCAAAAUUAACUUAAACUUUUCGGAAAGCCUUAUUAAAGGAAAACUCAGCUAGCGUGAUAACCAAUCGCGUUCCAAGUCAGGUAGGUCAAUGACUCUUCGUCGAGCAUUGAAAAAGUUCAGACAUGUAGGGUUUAUGAAAAUAAAUACAGGUAACGGUUUUCUUUCCAGCUGUUGCAGAAUACUCCGAUGCGUUGAAAGAAUCAAUAAAAAGCCAAACCGAGUACUUCGCUCAGGUUAGAUUACAUAAUCUUACUGACAUCAGUCCAAGACGCUACAUGUAUUUGAAGCCUUAUAUUCAAAUUUUAGUUCCCCCAUCAAGGUGGACCUUGAAUGGUUUACACAAGCUUCACCCUGGGUAGAGCAGCUAAUAAUGCUUAAUAAAAAAGCUAAUGCUUAAUAAUUCAUGUGAACUAGAAAAUAGAACUAUAUUUUUUGUAACUUUACAAAAAACUUUGCUUCUUUGAUUACUGAAUAUUAUUUUCCAUUAUAUGGCCUCAAAGUUCACUUAAAAAAUGUUAUUGAAUAACAUUCUUUUAGAGUUAAAGAUGUAAACCAAUUCCAAUUUACAUUAAGAAUGAUUUAGGCCCAAGCAAGCAACUGGUAUAUGUUUGAAUAGUUCUGACCACUUCAUUAGACAAAGUAACAUCAGGGCCUUGUUGUUACAUUUUUUUUCUUAGCCAUAUGAUGAAGAGUAUUUAAAGAAUCACAAACCUCCUAUCAAGCAUAUGUCUUUCCAUGCAUUCCUCAAAAAGAUGGGUGGAGGCACAGACAGGUGAGUUUUAAACAACUAAGGUUAAAGAGUGUGGGCAGAGGUUGGUCAUGAGAUUGGGCUGACUGUUUUGUCAUGUACCCUUGAUGUUAUACUUCCUAUCAGUUUAUCAGAAGAGAUAUUCUGUAUUUCAGAGGCAAGUUUACAGUACUGGAGGAUCCUAGCUGCAGGAUCAAACCGGGAUGCACAGAGCAUCCACCCUGGCCUGGUGGAAUUUGUACAAAGUGUCAGCCUGGUGCUAUUACACUAAAGAGACAAGUGAGUCUGUUUGUUGAUGGGCUGUCAUGGACUACAAUGAAAGCUCCCAUUGGUAUUUGCAGGAGCAGAGAUCCUAACAUAUCACAUGCUUGACAAAAACCUUGAUAGCUUCAAAACUUACUCUGCACAGUCAGAGCUUCCAGGGCAGCUACCCAUCCAUUUUUUACCCUGUGUCCACUAGCAAGGGUCACUUUCAUCAGAUGACUGAUCCAGUUUCCUUCAUUUUUCUUGACGAACAAAUUUUGACUUUCUCUCAGCACCAAAGCAGCUUUGUUGUAAUUUGUAGAGCAAUGUUAUUUUCUUUACUUUUUUUCAGGUUUACAGACACGUGGACAACAUCCUUUUUGAAAAUCCCUUCAUCGUGGAACCAUUUUUAAACUACUGGAGAAAGACCGGAAAUCAGGCAAGCAAUCACUUCAGAUCUUAAUGUUGUAAAUCUGUAUGGAAGGCAAAACUACUUUCAGCUUGGGUGGGGAAGGUGCAUAUUUUUGGUGCUAUCCCGCCCCCCACUCCCAUACCUACGGGAAUCUUGUCCUCUCCGUGGAUUGUCAUCUUUUGGCCCAGCGAUAUGACUAACAAACAUACAAACAUGACGAUCACUUAGGUGCGUUUAGAAAUGUUUCAUUCUAGCGAGUGUGAUACGAAAGAAAAAUUCUAAUAGCCCCGUGAGGAAAAUUGAGAUGUGCCAUACUCGUUCACAGAUUUGUCGAGAGUAAAUGUAAAGCGGUUGUAAAACCAAGGAUGACGAAAGUCUCUGCCUCCAAAAUUAUUUCUGUGGCGGAACACUGAACAGUCCCAGAGAUUGCCUGUUACAACUCCUUUGCCAAUUUCGUUUUUAGAGGCUGGGAUUCCUGUAUGGCCGUUAUGAGCUCCACAAGGAUGUACCCCUGGGAAUACGAGCUUCAGUGGCUGCCAUUUACGAACCCCCACAGGUAAAAAUAUCUUUAGUAAUCUGCUUCCUUUUUCUAAAGACCACCACCCAUUUCACCUGCCAAACCAUAGUUAAUAGAGUAGAAUGGUUAAGAAACCUCGCAGAUUUCAUAGUUAUGCGUUUAAAAUUCGUGAGAGUGCUAAACGGUGUUGAGAACUAAAUAUAAGGAAAUCUUUCUCAGGCCAAUUGGAUACUUUUUUGCUUUUUCUAGUUUCGCGUUUUGCUUUUAGCACUUUUCUUAGGCAAUAUUAUUGCCAAAGAAAAAAAAUGGUUUUUUGAUGUAAUUAAUCAAACGUUUAUGGUGAAGAAUAGUAAAACUCGGCACAAUAACUCCUGGCCCCUUUAAACAUUAGUUCUCUCUUCUCUUGAUAAAAGUUUGAGUAGCACGGGAAUAAUCCUUCAGAAUGAUACAACGGGGCGUGAACGUUGCAGUUCUUUGAUAAUAGUCAGGAAUUAUUGUUGAUGGAGUCUCUGUACAUGUGAAGUGUAAAAACAGACAUUGAUCUUUACAACACCAUCUUAGUUGAUCUUUGGUGCAUUUUUGUUAAGUUGUGUGACAACCACCAGUGGUCCUCUCAGUUGUCCUCUGUUAAAGUAAAGGGUUUUCGAAUUUACCUAAAUACCGCCAAAGUACUGUGUGGAAAAAAAAACCAUUGAGAUGGCCUUCUUCUCCACAACAAUUAAGUCGACUUCUUCACAACAAUUGUGUCAACUUUAUUUUAUAUUUACAGCCGUUAUUUCAGCUGUUUCAUUCUCGUGGUUUCCUCUUGUUCAUGAACUUGGUCCUGGGAGCCUGUUUAUGCAGAACAUGACAGGACCACGAACACGGCACGGUUUGACCUCGUGUUCCGCCUAUGCAUGUUGUUUAGUUUCUUCGUUUUUUUUUCCUUUCUAGGAAGGCACUCCAGACAGCAUUAAGCUCCUUUCAGACCCCUCCGAAGCCAUAGUUGACAAGCUGGCUGCUGAUCUCGGCCUUCAGAAAGUCGGCUGGAUAUUCACGGACCUCGUCGCUGAGGAUGUAAGAAAAGGCACAGUGAAGCAUCUACGGGAUAUAAACACACACUUUCUUACAGCUGAGGAAUCCAUCUUGGCAGGUCAAUUACAAAAUCAGCAUCCAUCACCGUGUAAAUUAUCUUCAAAUGGCAAGUUUGGAUCAAAGUUUUCCACCGUUGUUGUGUCAGGUAUGAGUUAGAGUCCAUUUUCAAAAUGAUAUUUGGGUCAACAAAGCUGAGCGAAAAGCAGCUGUGAUAAGUGUAACCCCUGCUAUAAUUGAAGUCCUGAAAGAGUUAGACAGAAUGAACAUCUGCUCCUAGGAUUAUCCUUUGGGGUUCUCUUUUUUGUCUUACCUCUAUUGUCCAGUGUUUUAUUUUCUUGUCAAUUUUUUUGUUUUCAUUCUUGCCACCUGAUAGUUCGCUAUGUCGUAAUAUUGCUUUCCUUACUAAAACUUUUCUGUUCCCGUAGUUUAGUUCAGCUCGCCACGGAUCAUUAUAUCUGAGAUUAGUCACUGUAGCGUGCAUGUGACUACCGACAAGAAUAAUUUGACAGCAUUUCUACAUAUUUUUCUUAACUUUCUUAGGUAACACGGAUAAUCAAGUUGGUUUUGAUGGUUUUCAGGUAUCGUUGUUUUAUCAUAUUUCGUGCUAAUUUAACAAACUGGGAACGGUUCUGCCUGCAAGCAGUCUAUGCGAUCGGAUUCCGCCACAACUAUUUGUAAGCGGAUCGUGUCAUAUCUACAGCGGUUUUACGAGAAUCACGGAUAAGUAGAAAAAUACAACAACAUUUUGAAACAAAAAAAAAACUUAACGGCAGUUCGUAGCCAGAAUAAUUUUUGAAUAAUUGAACCAUUUUAUCAUUUGACCAUCCUUUCUUUCUCUUCCUACUUUUCUUCUUCCAUUCUGCCUCCUGCCGGGGGCCAUACGCUGAACCGUGCGCCGUUUGCUGGUCUUUGUUGGCACCUUUGCGUAUGGCCCUCGUACGUCCUUUUUUAUGUUUUUCACUAAAGCGCGCACCAGGCCCCACGAGUCAUAGUUUAAUCAUAUCUACUCAAUAUAUGUUUCACCUUGUACUCCCCUCAGGUGUCCAAUCAGUGUAUGGCGUUAGUUCGUGACGACUGCCUGGUACCUACUAUAGACGAACCAGGUCUCGGCUACGUCCGGGAAUCUUCGAGCGAUCAAUAUGUCCCGGAUGUUUUCUAUAAGGUGGGUACCAAGCACGAGCUCCAUUGCGACAAAACUUAGUCCGUGACAGUUUAUUUUUCUGUUUGUAUAGGUAAUCACAUGAUUUCGAGUGCAAUUUUGAGUAAAUAACCACGAGUAAAUUUUUUUAAAGACUAACAAAAUUGCACAUUUUUGCAAAUAAUUUUGUGUUCUUUGAAAAAUUAACGAGUGCUUGUUUAUUCUAAAUUGCACGAGAAAAAUACGAGAUGGCUUAUCAUAAUUAAGUAUGAGCAAAGCGCGCGCACCAAGUGCAAAAAUAAUUUAUUCAAAUCGUGCGUUCGUUCAAAACAACCGCGUACGAUCAAGACAGUAAUACGCAAUGAUUUCUUCACCUCUUUAAGGCGCAAAUAAGUUCAAAGUACGGCUAAACAGUUCAAGGAAUUGUUCAGUCUGUGUCCGAAUCACUUUCGAUGAAAUGGAAUCGUCGUUUCCGAGGUUUUGCCAUGUUUGUUUUUAAUUUUGGCGUUGGAUCGCUCGAGCAAAGUGUUAAGCUGGGUCAGCUCGUAAUUUUCAAUUUCCUUGGCAAUUCCCUUCUCUAAACACCACUUUUUCUAAACCGACAACCAAAAAGCAGUGCUUUUUACAGUGUUUUCGUUGUUUGAGCUGUUUUUCAGCUGCGGUGGCGAAAGAAAACCUACUUAAAACGCCGGCCAUUGUUUCGCUCGCAAAUUUUCAAAUUUUGUUGCGACAUCCAAGGCUCGCAUUUGAUUGGCUAUCUGUGAGUUUCUUUGAUUAUUGACCAAUCAGAUUGUCUGAUUUGUUACUUUCUUUGCACUGAAUUACCUGAAAACUGCAUUUAUCUUAACCAAUCAGAACUGAGUAAUUUGUCCAUGUAUAUUAUUAGCUUAUUUAUUUGUGUUGUAUUUCCAGACUGCUGACUCGUACGGUAAUGAAGUGACUCUUUUAGCUCGCCCUAUGCCUAUAGAAUAUCUGUUAGUUCAGGUGGGUACAUUUCACCUUUUUUGUGUAUUUUUGUUUUUGAAUUGUUUUCCUUUAUUUGGCAUACUAUUGGAUGAAUAACAUGAGUUACUUAAAACAAGAAGCACUUAAACGUGUAAGUGAACAUACUGUGGCAUGUUUCUUUUUCUUAGUUUCAUAGUUUAGAUCUCUUUGUUUGUAUGUUUGUUCCAUUUUGUUGUUUGUCUUUGUUGGUAUGUUAAGUCCUCUUUUUUUUAAUUUAUGUUUUGUUUUUUUCCAGGUGCCGACUGCUUUUCCUGUAGAACCUCAGUUUACUUUCUCCAAUCAAACUCAGGGAGAACCUUUUCCGCUAGAGAACCGCUCAAGUAUGGGAGAAGUUCAGGUAAAAACGUUAUGAGCAGUUUUAAUACUGCAAAGGUAUCCCACAUGUGGUUGAAGUUAUAUAAACCCAGAGAAUAUGGUCUGACAUUUUAACUGUUUAGUGCUGAUUGGUGAUGAGAUACGGAGAGGUGUCCAUCAAAGCCGGUCACCGGUGGUCUACCGCUACAUAUCAGACCUCUUCCGUCUGUUCAGCCUGUCUAUGAGUUUCGCCUUAAGCCUCUUUUCCGGGUACAACAGACUGUUACACCAUCGGCAGCCGCACCUGGAAACGUGACGAGAGUACAGUACUUUGACUGUUAACAUCACGAAGUAUCCAACCAUUGCUAUCCACCGUUGCUAUCUAAUUGAUAUUGUGAUGGAAGGCGUGCAUUCAAAAAUAGCGGUAAAAUGGACAAGAACAGCUCACAACGAGCCAUAUCUGAGUUGCUUGGGGGCAUCGUUAUAAAAUGUGGGCCUUUUUGCUCUAACUAUAUACUUGCAGAGGUGUUUAGUUUCAUAAUAAAGGUAUUUUUCAACCGUUGUUUGCUAUGUGAGGUAAAAAUUGUACUUAUCUCUGUACUUCAGUGCAAUUCGUAUAAUUCUGUGUUUUUUUUCUUUUCCCUUGUGUGCAGGAUUUUCACGCUUUAGUGAGAUACUUAAACCAGUUCCCUCCUGAUGAGUUCCUACCUACUAUGUCCAAUUUUCACCUCUUAGUUUUUCUGGCAACUUCCGACAUGCUUCCUUUAAAGGUAAUGUUCAUGUGUUGGCUUCGAGCCUGUGAUGAGAUCACAGCUAAUGAAUUGCAACGAGAUGUUUUGUAGCUAAAAUCUGGUUUUGGCGUCAAGUCGAUUAACAGUAAAGGGAAGCUUUUAAUUCUGUCCUGGAAAAACCCAGGGCCGGGUUGUUAGUGUGAAAUCUGAUUUAAGAUCUGAAAGCUUUUAAAGAAAAUUCAGUCGAAUUUCUUUUUGUCUCGAAUAUGACUAUUUGACGCUGUGAAAAGAAUACAGAAAAUUAUCCCAAAAAAGGCUUUUGAACUAAGCAAUAGAGAUACAGAUAGCAAUUUAACCGUGGGUUAGCGCUAAUCGGCCUUCGAACAACUGGGCCCAGAACCAUAGCAACUGCAAAAGGCAAGUGGAACAUACAGAGGCCACAAGAUAAGCCAGUAUGAACUGGCAUGAUGAACACAAUGGCAAGCUCUAAGCAGGAGGAGGAUUUGGCUGUAAACUUGAUCAGAGGAUUCUGACCACUCACAAUGCAGCUGAACCCUUUACACCCUAACAUCAGUAUGCAUAUUCUCCAUACUGUUCUGUAAACAUUUCCUAAGAUGCCGACAUGGAGAAUUUGUCCAACAAUCAGGAGCUUCUUAAGUUGGUGAUCAGCUCCUUUAUUCUCCUGACCUUAAUGUUUGAUUCAGGCGUGAUGUGGUAAGGAGAAAUUAGAUGCCAGUCACUCUCAGGGGUUCAAGGGUAAAAAAGCCUGAAUCGAUUUGUAGCUUGUACAACGGAGGGAAAAAUCAGCCAGGCUCGAUUCUAUUACUUUUUCUCGUAAUAAAUUUAUGUUGAGGUUUUCAUGUCUAACUUUCGUUGAUAAUUUAUGUUGUGGCAGGAUCACCUAGGAGAUCUGUGUACGGCGAUCAGAAACAAAGAUGCUGAAUUGGCUCGGCGCUGGAGUAAAAGUGAACAGUGGUGCACAGUGAUACAGCUUAUGCAAGCUGCAAAUGGUAAAAUUAUUCCCUCAAUAUCUUUUUUUCUUUAACAUUAAUUUCUGUCCCUUUUUUUUUUUUUUUUUGUUUGUUUUUUUUUUUUUAAAGUUUUGUUUAUUGAAUUCACCCAACCUCCAGAGAGAGGGUCCAUACGCUGGUAUUGAUUGGUUAAGUUUUUUUUUUACUAGUUCAACAACUAUUUUUUUUAACAGUACAAUGUUAAUAAAAUUGGAACCAAGCGCCUGCAGUAUAUUCUUUUUUUUUUGUUUUGUUUUGAUAAAACCAAAUUCCAUAUUGUUAUUUUAUUUUCCCUUUACAAAUUAAGAUAUCAUAUCAGGCAUCUAUGCUUACGGUUAAAAUAUUUCCUACCCAGCCCCCUCGCCAGAGCCACGAGGAUCAGGGGACGUGGACAUGGUUGAUAUGUCCCAUUCCCCAAGUGGUGCAGGCUGGUCGUGCAAGCACUGUACGUUUAUGAACCAACACGGACACGAGAACUGUGACAUGUGUGGCUUGCCUCAACACUGAGAAAAGUGAUUAAAAGUUUGUUGGAAAUCAUUAUUGCUAAAAGUCAAGAUGAAGCUGCAGGACAGACAACAAGGCACAGAAUUCAGAUAAUUGUCUAGUUCGGCUCCGCUGAACAUAUUUUGGCUUUUUGAGAAGUUCCGCUAAGAACGUUUCUAUUUUAUCGCCAGCGGAAUUGUUAACGACACCAUUGAAAAUACAUCUCUACUUCUCUACACCACAUUUAACUGAAAAAUAAUUUCUGAUACCAGCAGGCGAAACAGCGCGUGCUGAAACCAA
Pocillopora meandrina is the source of this 12033-nucleotide messenger RNA. The record is from the annotation of a GenBank genome assembly. Lineage: Eukaryota; Metazoa; Cnidaria; Anthozoa; Scleractinia; Pocilloporidae.